AUGGUGGCUGCUUAUGGGGAGAAUCUGGUUGUUUUGAAACCAUACUUAUUAAGCCCUUCUUUGUUGAUCAAAGCUCUCAAAUUAUGCAGCUACGAAAACGUCGAGAAACAAGUUUUGUUGAUCCAUGGGAAUUCUGUGACAAAUGGGUUCGGCUCCAAUCUCCAGUUGAGCAACGGUUUGAUGAACUCGUAUGCGAAACAGGCAGAUGUGAAACACGCACGUAAGGUGUUUGAUAGAAUGCCUAAAAGAAAUGUGGUUUCUUGGAAUAUAAUGAUCGAUGGAUACACCAGCAAGUAUUGUGGAGUUACUUCGUUUCGUUUGUUUCAUGUGAUGCUUGCGGAAGGGAAGAAGCCAGACUGCUAUACCUUUGGCAGCCUUUUGAGAGCUUCUACUGAAGUUAAGUGUCUUGAAAUGGUCAGUGAAUUACACGGAUUUGCUAUCAAGCUUGGGUUCGGGGGAUCAAUUGCACUGAUUAGGUCUCUGGUUGAUGCAUAUUGGAAGUGUGGUAGCCUAGCCAAUGCUAAGAAAUUGCACAAGGGCUCCGUGAAAAGAGACUUGAUCUCUUGCACUGCUCUAAUUACAGGUUUUGCACAGCAGACCAAUUGCACAAGCGAGGCCUUUGAUAUCUUCAAAGAGAUGAUACUGAUGGAAGCAAAGAUGGACGAAGUUAUAGUAUCUUCAAUGCUUAAAAUAUGCACCAACAUCUCAUCGUUAGCCGUUGGAAGACAGAUACAUGGUUUUGCCUUAAAAUCCUCCCAAAUCAGAUUCGAUGUUGCUUUGCGUAACUCACUGAUAGAUAUGUAUGCAAAGUCCGGGGAAAUCGAGGAUGCUGUCCUUGCUUUCGGAGAGAUGGAAGAGAAAGAUGUAAGAUCAUGGACCUCUUUGAUUGCAGGGUAUGGGAAACAUGGAGAUAUUGAGAAAGCAAUUGAUCUUUAUAACAGAAUGGAGCAUGAAGGGAUCAAACCGAAUGACGUCACUUUUCUUUCCGUCCUCUCUGCUUGUAGCCACACAGGACAAACCGAACUAGGCUCGAAGUUUUUCAAUUCAAUGAUCAACAAGCAUGGAAUCAAAGCUCGUGAAAAGCACUUAUCUUGCAUCAUAGAUAUGCUUUCCCGUGGUGGCUACUUAGAAGAAGCUUAUGAACUGAUAAGAGGUCAAAUGGGUAUUAUUAGUCUUAGCUCAUCAACAUGGGCAGCUUUUCUUGAUGCCUGCAGGCGUCAUGGAAACGUGCAGCUCAGCGAAGUAGCAGCUGCGCAGCUUCUGAUUAUGGAACCAAAGAAAGCGGUCAAUUAUAUCAAUUUGGCAAGUGUAUAUGCAGCUACUGGAGCAUGGGACAAUGCUUUGAAGACUCGAAAGCUUAUGAAAGAGAGUGGUUCCUGCAAUAAAGCUCCUGGAUACAGCUCUGUGUAUUGA
Messenger RNA from Arabis nemorensis, 1413 nucleotides. The record is from the annotation of a GenBank genome assembly. Lineage: Eukaryota; Viridiplantae; Streptophyta; Magnoliopsida; Brassicales; Brassicaceae.